CCCUCAAAAACAAAAACAAAAAAGCAGAGCAGUCUUGCAGAUAAGGAAGGAAAGCUCUGGUUCUGCGUACAGCUCCAACCAAAUUCCGACCCCUCUGCGCAGACCAAUCACCAAUGCCUGGGCCUCCUUCCACCACGUCGCUGCCGAGGCCGAGCAGGUGCUACCGCUGCCGCUCGUCGUCAUCGCCGCCACCGCCGCCGCCGCCGCCGCAGAAGCAGCGAGGCGCGGAGAGCAAGCGGCGGCCUAUCCGCGGAGCGCGGCUGCUGCUGACCCGGAGGGCGCUGGCGACGGUCGCGGUGGCGGUGGCGGGCCGCGCUAGAGCGGCGGAGAAGGACGGCGACGGCGGGGAUGGUGGCGAGGGGGUGGUGGGCGCGUUCAAGUCGCUGUUCGACCCGAACGAGGAGACCAAGGCCGGGAAGGUGCUGCCCAAGGCGUACCUGAAGGCGGCGCGGGAGGUGGUGCGGACGCUCCGGGAGUCGCUGGGGGAGGGGGACGCCGCCGGCGACUCGGCCAGCUUCCGCAGGGGCGCCGACUCCGCCAAGACGUCCAUCCGGGAGUUCAUCGGCGGCUGGAGAGGCCAGCCCGCCGUCGCCAAAGAGGAGUCGUAUGUGGCGCUGGAGAAGGCCAUCAAAUCGCUGGCGGAGUUCUACUCCAAGGCAGGGCCCUUCGCCUCGCUACCGGGAGAUGUCAAGAACAAGAUCCUGGACGACCUUAACGCCGCAGAAGCUUACCUCUAGAUCUCCUUGCCUAGCGGCAUUGUAUUUCGGGCGUAAAUUUCGUUAUACUUGUGGACGUGUCCUUUUGAUGCGACGUCAUGAGUAAAUAAAUAUUUGCAUUUUAUUCAGUUUUGCCAAUGCAGAA
This is a messenger RNA of Triticum dicoccoides, 861 nucleotides long. Its product is annotated as photosystem II D1 precursor processing protein PSB27-H2, chloroplastic-like. Gene Ontology annotation, cellular component: chloroplast thylakoid lumen; photosystem II. NCBI's taxonomy places the organism in Eukaryota, Viridiplantae, Streptophyta, Magnoliopsida, Poales, Poaceae. The transcript is spliced from 3 exons. The record is from RefSeq and is a predicted model, not a curated record. Gene Ontology annotation, biological process: photosystem II repair; photosystem II assembly. The coding region runs from base 114 to 737 and encodes 207 amino acids.